GUCGUGCUUACGCAUCUGUUCUCCAUUGGAUAAGGCAGCAGCAAUACGCGUAAGACCCCGUAUUUUUUUAUUAUUUCGUGCUGACGUUUACCGAAAGGCCUUAUACACAUGAUGCAGGCGACUCGCUUUGCUCUCAACUCGGUCGCCAUCCAGCAGGCGACGGCGGCGGCGCGGCGCGUGAUGGACCACCCGCAGAACUACACCACCCACCUCCUCAGCACCGUCCUCUUCUCGCCUGAUCUCAUUCGCGAGCGACCGGAGGGGACGCUCGUCUUUCCCUGGAGGCCGGAGCAGGGCUGCCGCAACGGGUUUAAGUCGGUGCACGGCGGCGCCAUCUCCACUCUGGCCGAUGCCUUCACUAAAAUGCACGUCCGCGCGUACCUCCCGGAUAAGCCCGUCAAGUCUGUCAGCUUUGACAUCAGUUUCCUGUCUGCCGUCUUUGAAAACACAAAGUGCAGCUGUGUGACGCGGUUGGUGCACCAGUCCAACGACAUUGUUUUUACGGACUUCUCGUUCGAGGAUGAAGACAGUGGUGCGGUCUACGCACGUGGCACUCACGUCUUGUCGACGGGCGAGUAG
Messenger RNA from Leptomonas pyrrhocoris, 579 nucleotides. RefSeq lists its product as hypothetical. Bases 109 to 579 code for a protein of 156 amino acids. NCBI's taxonomy places the organism in Eukaryota, Euglenozoa, Kinetoplastea, Trypanosomatida, Trypanosomatidae. Gene Ontology annotation, molecular function: fatty acyl-CoA hydrolase activity. The record is from RefSeq and is a predicted model, not a curated record. The transcript has a single exon.